AUGCAGCGAGCUUUGAGCGUUCGGUCCAAAAACAAGGACUCCCACAAAGACCCGCCCAAGCAUCGUCUGCAGAUGCUGAACUCUCUGCGCGGCGUAGAAAGAGCAGAGCUAUCCAGGCGUCUUGCCAAACUGAUCAAGACCGAGAAUCACGCUAUCGGAGCAUACGAGUCCGCCGGCCGCGAGCGUCUGUCGAUUGCUUCACAGCUGUCGGACUGGGGCGAGUCCACCAAUGAUGACUCCCUCUCCGAUAUCUCCGACAAGAUUGGAGUUCUGUUGUCUGAGAUUGGUGAGCAGGAAGACCUCUUCGCUCAGAAUCUCGAGGACUACCGCAGCAUCCUGAAGCAGAUCAGAAACACUGAGCAGAGCGUCCAGCCUUCCCGAGACAACAAGAACAAGAUCGCCGACGAAAUUCAAAAGCUCAAGUACAAAGAGCCGACCAGCCCUAAGUUGGUCACCCUGGAGCAAGAACUUGUCCGAGCGGAAGCUCAGAAUCUCGUGGCUGAAGCUCAGCUGACCAACAUUACUCGCCAGAAAGUCAAGGAAGCAUAUGAUCUUCACUUCGCCGCAACAAUCGAGCGCGCCGAGAAGCAGAUUAUCCUCGCCAAACAUGGCCGUCGUCUCUUGAAUUACCUCGACGAUACGCCAGUGGUGCCUGGCGAUGUUCGUCAGCCAUUUGCUCACGGCAAUGACGCAAGACAGGUGCUCGCGGACGCCGAGCAUGAGUUGCAGAUGUGGCAGCCAAGCCUAGAGGCCGUGGAAGUCAACUCGACCGGCCUUGGGUCCAAUUUGAUGCCGUCCGAAGAGGUCGCUCGUGGUACUUCAUCGGUGGCAGAUACUGCCGGAGACAUUGCAUCCCCCCAGAGUGAGACAACUUCACCCACGCAUCAUAAGCCAGCCGAAGGUACGCAUCUCGAACAGGCGACUGCGUCCUGA
Messenger RNA from Cyphellophora europaea CBS 101466, 933 nucleotides. RefSeq lists its product as uncharacterized. The transcript has 2 exons. Lineage: Eukaryota; Fungi; Ascomycota; Eurotiomycetes; Chaetothyriales; Cyphellophoraceae. Gene Ontology annotation, biological process: negative regulation of protein kinase activity; eisosome assembly; endocytosis. Gene Ontology annotation, molecular function: lipid binding. Gene Ontology annotation, cellular component: eisosome filament; plasma membrane. The record is from RefSeq and is a predicted model, not a curated record. Bases 1 to 933 code for a protein of 310 amino acids.